GCCGCGUUGGGGCCAAUUUGGGGCCAAAAUGGACCAACGGGACCUAACCAAAAGCCAACUUCCUCUAUUGCCAUGGCAGCCACGUUUGUCACGUAUGUGAAAAGGAGUUUCACUUUCCGUCUGGAUUACGACGACACAUCACGAGCAAUCAUCAAAUACCAUUACCCUCCAGACCUAAGACAGCAUAUUACGAUCUAAGUGGGAAAACCCUUGUGGAUAAGAAUACACCAAACGCAAUUCAACAUUAUGCUUGUCCAUCAUGCUGGACUUACCAUUCUGAACUUAGUUGGAUGAAGGCCCAUAUACCGUCUCAUAAAAUGCAACAACAACAUGAUAUUGCUAGUAUUCCCAUAAAAACAAGGAAAGAUACCUUUCUCUUCCGUGAUGCCACUUCAUUCUUACAUACGCCCAAACGGCCAAAAAUUACGACUGAGAGUAUAUCCACCUUGUCUUCCAUAGCAACUAUAAUUAGUCCGUAUAAUGUGCAUUUGUCCCCUGAUCAUAGACGUUUCGCAAUUCAGCAGUUAAUGGAUCAAACCAACCACGUCUCAUUAAAACAAUUCCCGGUAGCAUACUUAAUGCUAAAGCAAGCGUUGGAGACGGAAUUGGCGAGCUUACCUCAUUUUCUUUGGACGUUUACCCAGCCAGAUAUCAUUGCAACUGACGAUGCAAUUCUUUUAAAAACCAUUCAAUUUGUAUUAACAGAUUAUUGCAAUAAAUGUCAUCGAAAUGCCUUUUACCAACCGAAAAAUGAGCGUUCGUAUUGGAUUGACCGUGUAAUACCCAUUUUUCAAACAUUCGGUGACCAGAGCCAGUUACUUGGAUUCCAGUGGUGCGAGAUUCCUACAGAAGAGCAUGUCGAAUUCACCAUUGAUCCAGAUACAUGGAUGCGAACUACACCUAUCAAAUACCAUGACGGCGUUGGCUAUGAUAUUAAUGGCUGCAGUCGUCUGGUGAUGGAAGGAUCAAGCAGUAGCACACUAAAAGAAAACGUACUUCACACCCAAGACGACACAAUCAAGACGUUAUACGCAUCGAUAGAAAUCCUCACGUCAUUCUUACGACGCCAUGCCACUGCAUCAUUUCCUAGUCUUUGUUCUGUCGUCUCUUAUUCUCUACAGUGUGUAUGCACAACAAUUACUCUUUCUAUAACAAUGUUGGACCCUGAUAAUGUUGGCAGUUAUAUUCAAAAGGAAAUACGAUCUGUAGACAUCCCCUCUUCCUUUAACAAAUGUCAUUUAUGGAUGCAAGUAUUUGAACUCGUCGCGUAUCUUUUUGUUUCGCUUCGGGAGCAGGAAGUUAUCCUGGAAACAGUCAUGAAGGAAAGCUCAGGUGUCAUUGAGGUUAAAGAUGAAGAGAGAGGACUUCAUGUUCUUAAUGGGAUUAUUGGAACGGUUGAGCCUCUAUCUGUUUGAGAUGACCAUGGAAGUGCGUAUUCUGGGAUUGAUAAAAUAAUUUUAUUUCUGUUUAAGUUUUAUAUAACAUGGCGAUUCAGUUAUGUUAUUCUGCCAUUAUCAAUAUCAACAUCAAUACCAUCAAUAAAAUAGUUAGCUAAUUUUGGCCCCAAUUUGGCCCCAACGCUGCUAUCUUAUUGGCUAAAUAUGCGCUCAAUUUGGCCCCAACGCUGCUAUCUUAUUGGCUAAAUAUGCGCUCAAUUUGGCCCCAACGCUGCUAU
Messenger RNA from Mycotypha africana, 1675 nucleotides. RefSeq lists its product as uncharacterized. NCBI's taxonomy places the organism in Eukaryota, Fungi, Mucoromycota, Mucoromycetes, Mucorales, Mycotyphaceae. The record is from RefSeq and is a predicted model, not a curated record. The transcript has 2 exons. The coding region runs from base 291 to 1415 and encodes 374 amino acids.